UCCUCUGUAGCAACCAGUAAACGGCGUAGAAAGGCUGGGAUCCAAACACCUGUUGCUCCAACAUGUCUGAAUAUGCCCGUGAAGUCAAAUCUUUGCUUUCACCGGGUCCCUGCUACAUCCCGGGGUACACAGGACACUGCCCUGGACUCAGGUUCAGCAUGGGCAAACCUUACGGGAUGCUCACAGCCGAACUGCUGUCUCAGAGGACAUGGCACCCAGAGUCGGACAUAACUCAUCUGUCAGAAAACAUUCCUGAUGACGUGUUUCGGAAGUCAAUACCAGGAUACACAGGUUUCAUUCCAAGAAGUCGGAACUACUACGGCUGCAACUACAAUGUGACCUGUAAGAAAGCACAGAGUGAAGUUUAUCUGGCAGAUCAGGUGAAGCGCCAGCAACGAUCAAAGCGUCUUCCUAGCAUCAACACCUAUGGCAGUGAACACCUUGAAAGAGCCAAAUCUCCGGUGACAGCAGCGUUGGACAAGGUGUUUGUCUACCAGUCCUUACAGCCUUUCAUUCCUCCAGGAAAUCCUUACCAAAUGGAAGAUGAUAACCCCAAGAAGUACUUCAUCCCAGGGUUUACAGGACAUGUGCCAUUUGCCCACAACUUCUAUGGCAAAGGAUUUUCCAUCACCACCAAUCAGGCACUAAAAGAGUAUGGGAAACAUCAGAGACGCUUGAAGGCAGACGAAAGAGAUCCAACACACCUGCCCACGUUCUAUUCAUCCAAAAAAGGCGUGAUCCCAGGAUUCACGGGGCAUAUACCAGGAUACAAGUUUAUGGUGGGGGGUACGGUCGGCCGGCUCUCUGAGGUCGCAUAUGGAAAGACCUUCAGUAAAAUUACCGAUCCAUGAAAGCCUCCUGCUUCCCCUCCAUAGAGCACAACAAUUCUCUACCGCGAGCAACCUCCUAGAAAAAUAAAACUGAUUGCAGUUUAAA
Messenger RNA from Poecilia latipinna (sailfin molly), 936 nucleotides. It is a transcript of the gene cimip2b, whose product is annotated as ciliary microtubule inner protein 2B. The record is from RefSeq and is a predicted model, not a curated record. Bases 63 to 851 code for a protein of 262 amino acids. Lineage: Eukaryota; Metazoa; Chordata; Actinopteri; Cyprinodontiformes; Poeciliidae. The transcript has 6 exons.